AUGACGAGUCCGUUAAGGGAAGACGAGAAACACGAGCGCGCGAUUCGAGCUCUUCUUAGGCUCGAACCCAAUCGAACAUGCAUUAACUGCAACAGUUUGGGACCACAAUAUGUGUGCACAAAUUUCUGGACGUUUGUUUGCACUAAUUGUAGCGGAAUACACCGUGAACUUACACAUCGUGUGAAAUCAGUUUCAAUGGCUAACUUUACUUCGCAAGAAGUUACUGCACUUCAAGAAGGAGGGAAUCAGCGUGCAAGAAAUGUUUAUUUUAAAGAAUGGGAUGGACAACAGCAUUCUUUCCCUGACAGUGAUAAUGUUAACAGGCUCCGAGACUUUAUUAAGCAUGUUUAUGUGGAUAGGAGAUUCACCGGAGAUAGUACCUCUGACAAACGAGUGAAAAACGGUGGUGACAAAGAUGGGUCAUAUGAAAACAGGAGAGUUGAGGAGGGAGGAUCUAAAAGCCCUCCAUAUGAAGACUCACAUGAACCUUGUUAUAGUGAUAGGUCUAGUCCCGGUGGAAGAAGUCCUGGAUAUGAUCAAGAAAGUAGGCAAGUUGGUAACUAUAAGAGAAGUCCCGGUCGUCCUCCAGUUAUCAAUGAUUGGCAUCGUGAAGAACGUAGAAAAUCAGAUGGAGAUUAUAAGACGGAAAGUAAAUCCCCUGUGCAAGUCAGAAAUAUGGGCUCUUCUAGCCCACCUGUGGGCCGACCCGUUAGAGAAUUUUUGGGAGAAAAUGUAGUACCUCUUAGGAUAAGUGGACCUCCCAAACGGAACAAUGGAAAAGCUGCCAAUGCCUCAACACUGACACAGAGAACUGCAUCCUCCGGUAGCUUGGUAUCCAGUAAUGAAAGCCAAGUAAAUGUUAAGCUUGAGACUACUAAGAACCUUAUUGAUUUUGAUGCUGAUCCUAUUGCUUCCACAAUUCCUCAAGCCCAACAAACUAGCGCGCCUCAACCUGUUUUGCAGCCAGGAAAUUCCAGUGAUGACAAUUGGGCCUCUUUUGAUAUUGCUUCUGAGAAGAAAGCAAAUCAAAACACCUCAAAUUUAAAUCCACUUGAAUCCGCACUGUCCCAAUUGUCUUAUUCGGCAUCUUUAUCUUCUCAUGCUUCGGGAGUCCAAGGACCUAUUCCAGCAGGGGCUCUUAGUUUUGGCAGUUUAUCAUCUUUCCCAUCCAAUGAUGCUUCGAUGCCAUCUUCCGGACUGGAAGUUGUAUUACCUCAUAAUAAUGUAGGAAAGUGGGCUAGUUCGCAGCAUCAGCAACCGAUGUUCUCUGCUGUAAAUAGUCAGCCAUCGCAUGUACCUUCUGUACCCACAGGACAGGGAUAUCCCAACUCACCAAUGCCUCAUGCAUACCAUCGUGCUUCGAAGCCAGCCAAUGAGGCUUUUAACAGUAUUCUUUCUCAAACUUCUGCGGUAGAAGUAAAACCAAGUGGAAGAACAGAACUUUCUGAAGAUCUGUUCACUGCAAAACACUCUUCCUUCUCUGCUCCAGUUCAAGGUUGGCAGGCGGGUCUUCCCCAGGGCAGGGGCAUCUCAAUGCAAUAUAAUAAUAAUGUGGCGCCCAUACCAAGUUUUUCGGAGCCAUCAAGGUCAACAAAUCCAUUUGAUGUCGGCAGCAAACAAACCCCAGAUCAAGACCCAGGUUUUCUUUCCAUUUCAUCCUUGCAUAGUGCGAUGCCUAGUGUAUCGCCUUCACUCCCGAUGCUCCCUCCAUGCCAGAGUAAUCCAUUGCUUGCAUGGAGUCCACCCCUUCCUAAUGUAGGCACUAUGCACUCUUCAAGCCGAGGUCUUCAACCAGAUGCAUGGAAUCCACCCCUUCCUAAUGUAGGCACUAUGCACUCUUCAAGCCGAGGUCUUCAACCAGAUGCAUGGAAUCCACCCCUUCCUAAUGUAGGCACUAUGCACUCUUCAAGCCAAGGUCUUCAACCAGUUGCAUGGAAUCCACCCCUUCCUAAUGUAGGCACUAUGCACUCUUCAAGCCAAGGUCUUCAACCAGUUGCAUGGAAUCCACCCCUGCCAUCCUUUCAAGCUGCCCCGCCUAAUGUACCAUCUUCAGGCACUUUGGACCCUUCAAGCCUGGGUAAUCCAUCCCAUGCUUGGAACCCAACCCUAUCGUCACCAUAUGCGUCAUUCCUACCUCCACAAGCACCAACUCAUGCAUCAGCAUUGGGAACAGGGUCUUACAAUGGGCAGCAAAUGCCAACUAACACGAAAUUGCCAAGGCAAGAAGCUGGGAAUUUUGGAGCUGAGCGAGACAUUUUCGGCUUGUCAAAUACAGAUCAGCAGCCAACUGGUAAGCCGUCAACCACUCCCACCUCUAAACCCCUUCCCUAA
Vicia faba (fava bean) is the source of this 2331-nucleotide messenger RNA. NCBI's taxonomy places the organism in Eukaryota, Viridiplantae, Streptophyta, Magnoliopsida, Fabales, Fabaceae. The record is from the annotation of a GenBank genome assembly.